AUGGCGGACUACUUCGAGGAGCUGGGCUGCGAACCGAUCGAGGCGGACCAAACCGAAUCGCACCAGUUGCUGCUGAUGGUGCGGUUCCUGCAGCAGAACGGGUUUUUCGCCGAUGAACUCUCCGCGGAGCAGCUUCCACCGCCGGCAUCGAAGCAGGUGGUCUCGGAACUUCCGGAACGGCAUGUUGGCCCCACCGACGAACGCUGUGCCAUCUGCAUCAAGCCGAACGCCGACCGCCCGGAAGAGAACGGGAUAUUUUUGGAACUGCCCUGCAAGCAUCGGUUCCAUCGAACGUGCAUUUUGCCCUGGUUGGAGAAGACCAACAGCUGUCCCCUGUGCCGGCAUGAGCUCAAGACGGAUGACGAAAAUUACGAAGCUCAGAAGAAGUUUCGCCAAAGAGCUGCCCAACGGGAGCAGGAAAUCGAUGAUUUGCACAACUCUAUGUAUGGUUAA
This is a messenger RNA of Uranotaenia lowii, 453 nucleotides long. Its product is annotated as E3 ubiquitin-protein ligase RNF181. NCBI's taxonomy places the organism in Eukaryota, Metazoa, Arthropoda, Insecta, Diptera, Culicidae. Gene Ontology annotation, biological process: protein ubiquitination. The record is from RefSeq and is a predicted model, not a curated record. The transcript has 2 exons. Gene Ontology annotation, cellular component: cytoplasm. Gene Ontology annotation, molecular function: ubiquitin protein ligase activity. Bases 1 to 453 code for a protein of 150 amino acids.